AUUUUACCCACGUGUGUGUGUGUGUGACUGAAGCUGGGAAAGAUGACAGCAGUGGAUUUUAGCAAGUGAUUUUCUUUGGUACGAAUUACAUUUUAUAUAAAGUUCCAGCAAAUAUGGAGAAAGUUUCCAGUGACGUUAAAGCUUUUCUCCAGGAUCACCCCUAUCUCCAACUGACGGACAGUAAUAAGGUGAAGUGCACCCUGAAUGGCCAUGAGUUACCCUGCCGCCUGGAGGAGCUCCGGAAGUUUACCAGUGGGAAGAAAUACCAGCAGCUCAGCGCCAUCGCUGACUUCGACUACCGCCAGUACGAGCCACACGUGGUGCCCAGCACCAAGCAGCCCAAUCAGCUGUUCUGCAAGCUGACCCUGCGUCACAUCAACCGGCUGCCCCACCAUGUGCUGCAACACGUCGGGGGGAAACGGUACCAGCGCGCCCUGCAGAAAUACGAGGCGUGUGUCCUGGAGGGAGUGCAGUAUGUCCCAGCCUGCCUGAAACAGAAGAAGCCGAGGGAGGAGGGGGAGAAGGAGAGGAGCCGGGGCAGUAGCCGAAAGAAAGGGUUUUGGGAGCCGGAGUCCAGCGAAGGCGAUGCCAGCGAUUCCGAGGACAGCAUGAGCGACCUCUACCCACCGGAGAUGUUCACUCUGAAAGCCCCGGGGGACGGAGAGAUGGAGGAGGCCAUGGUGGUGAGCGAGGGCUUCGAGACGGACAGCGGGGAUGAGGCUCCUGCCGGAAGGCAGAACGGAAAGGCCCAGAUGGAGGUGGACACACAGACUUUCAACAAGCGCAAAAAGGUUCAGUCUGCCUCCUUGAAGAAAAGGUUUAAGAGUCACCACAAGAAAGGAAAAGGCUUCAAGAAAGCUGGAAAAGUGAAAAAUGUCAAAUAAAUGUGUGUAUGUGCCGCA
Messenger RNA from Lepisosteus oculatus (spotted gar), 902 nucleotides. It is a transcript of the gene surf2, whose product is annotated as surfeit 2. The record is from RefSeq and is a predicted model, not a curated record. Lineage: Eukaryota; Metazoa; Chordata; Actinopteri; Semionotiformes; Lepisosteidae.